Bipolaris zeicola 26-R-13 is the source of this 282-nucleotide messenger RNA. RefSeq lists its product as uncharacterized. Bases 1 to 282 code for a protein of 93 amino acids. Gene Ontology annotation, biological process: mRNA splicing, via spliceosome; spliceosomal snRNP assembly. The record is from RefSeq and is a predicted model, not a curated record. NCBI's taxonomy places the organism in Eukaryota, Fungi, Ascomycota, Dothideomycetes, Pleosporales, Pleosporaceae. Gene Ontology annotation, molecular function: RNA binding. The transcript is spliced from 3 exons. Gene Ontology annotation, cellular component: catalytic step 2 spliceosome; U1 snRNP.
AUGGCGGCAGUCGCACCUUUCAACCCCCGACCUCUCCUCCAGAGCUUAGUCGACAAGGACAUUGUUGUUCGGUUAAAGUGGGGCGAGACCGAGUACAAGGGUAGACUGGUCUCGGUCGACCUGUACAUGAACAUCCAGUUGUCCAACACGGAAGAGUUCGUAAACGGCGUCAGCUCAGGCACGCUCGGACAGGUGCUUAUACGGUGCAACAACGUGCUCUGGAUUGGCAAGGCCGAAGAGGUGGAACCAAAGACUGGCAAAGACACGGCAAUGAGUGGCUGA